Silurus meridionalis is the source of this 4419-nucleotide messenger RNA. It is a transcript of the gene znf598, whose product is annotated as zinc finger protein 598. Gene Ontology annotation, biological process: protein ubiquitination; rescue of stalled cytosolic ribosome. Gene Ontology annotation, molecular function: ribosome binding; ubiquitin protein ligase activity. Lineage: Eukaryota; Metazoa; Chordata; Actinopteri; Siluriformes; Siluridae. The transcript has 12 exons. The coding region runs from base 722 to 3466 and encodes 914 amino acids. The record is from RefSeq and is a predicted model, not a curated record.
UUUGUAAAUUCACAUUCACAAAUGGAAAUCUAUUGACCUGGCUUUGGUAUUGAGGUGUAACAAAGAUGCACUGGGAAAGCUCAAUUUAUUUUAUUUCUUGGAUUUCCUGCAUCUUUUCCUUUAAAACAACCAACAAGAUAUACAUCUUGUCCCGUCCGGACCGGAGACCCGCAUCUCCUACACAUGAUCCCAAUUUCACCCCUUUCGUUAUGCACAAUAACACGCAGUACCGCAAUAUGAUGGAGCAGUCGCUUGUGCUAAUUAUAUAAGAGUUUCUCAAAUAUUUCGAUAUCUGCAUGUCUGUCAUCCAACACACACUUCUCAUGUCGCUGUAAGAUUUACUGCUCAGUGCACCACAUCUCCAUUGCCUUGUUUUGAACAUCACCCUUUACAACAUGGCGGCCGCGUUGACGUAUUGCAAUAUCUAGCAUCAGUCGCUUGCGCUAAAUUAUCCCGUAAUAAUAUUUUAUAUGUAUAUAUUCUUUUUCUCCAACAUUACUGCAUGUGCAGAUCUCCAAGCACGCACACACACGUUGCUAAGUGUAUACCGUAAUACACGCGCAGGCACGAGCCGCACGUGAUGCACACGCUUUAACCGUGAUGCACUGCGGCUGAGCGAUUACAUCCACGCGUUCGGCGGCGUCACCGUACAACAGUAGGUCGUUAGGUGCGGUUCUGUCUGAUCCGAGACCGGAACUGAAAUAUCGUUUCUUUUCAGAGAAUGGAAUCAGCAAUGAAGAAGGAAGCCGAGAAUGUUUGUGUGCUCUGCUGCCAGGAUUUUGAGCUCUUCGCCGUUGGGAAAUGUGACCACCCGGUGUGCUACCGGUGUUCCACCAAGAUGCGUGUGCUAUGUGAGCAGAAAUACUGCGCCGUCUGCCGAGUGGAGCUGGACAAGGUUAUAUUUGUUCGAAAACUUCAACCUUUUGCUGCUCUCACUCAUCAUGACUACCAGGCUGAGAAGAAGCACGGCAUCUACUUCGCUGAUGGAAAAAUCUUUGCACAGUUCAGGAAGAUUCUGCAGCCGGAAUGUCCGCAAUGUCCCGAGCCCAAAGUCUUUUCUAAGUUUGAGGAGUUGGAGCAACAUAUGCGAAAACAGCACGAGCUCUUUUGCUGCAAAUUAUGUGCUAAGCACUUGAAGAUAUUUUCCUACGAGAGAAAGUGGUACAACCGCAAAGAACUGGCUCGACAUCGGACGCAAGGGGACCCAGACGACACGUCUCAUCGUGGCCAUCCGCUUUGUAAAUUCUGCGAUGACCGAUAUCUGGAUAACGAUGAACUGCUUAAGCACUUAAGGCGAGACCACUACUUCUGCCAUUUCUGUGAUGCUGAUGGGGCACAAGAAUAUUAUAGCGACUACUGCUAUCUAAGGUACCACUUCGGUGAAAGCCAUUUUCUGUGCGAGGAAGGUCGCUGCAGUACAGAGCAGUUCACACAUGCCUUUCGGACAGAGAUAGACUUCAAAGCCCACAAAGCUGCUGCCCACAGUAAGAACCGAGCUGAGGCACGGCAAAAUCGGCAGAUCGACAUACAGUUCAACUACGCCCCACGCCAGCAGAGAAGGAAUGACGGUAAUUUGACCGGUCUAGUAGGUGCUGACGAUUAUGAAGAAGUCGAUCGCUUCAACAGACAAGGGCGCCCAGGAAGAGGAAGACCUCAGGGGUUACACCAGAAUGUUAGAAGCUGGAGGUACAAUAGAGAGGAAGAGGACAAGGACCUGGCUGCUGCAAUCCAGGCCUCUCAGGCUGCUCGCCGACAGGCAGAAAGAGGACAGAUCCAUGAGCGAGGAGGCCAAAAAUCUCGCAAAGAGGAAAUAAUUGAUGGAGAGGAGUUAAGAAGCAGUCGAGGUCCACUCAAACCUCCUAGUGAGAUGCAAGGCCGAUCAGUGAAGAAUAGCGUCCCGCUGAAGGGUGAAGACUUUCCAGUAUUAGGUGCUGGUGUACCAACACUGCCACCACCUAUUCAAAGCAUGGUGAAACCUGCUCCUGUCUCACUGAAAGAGGAUGAUUUUCCAAGCCUGGUACAUUCCGGUACAAUGGUUUCAGGCCCAAUGACUCCAGCAUAUGUAGCUCAAGCUAGAAAACAUUCUUCUUUUCAAGAAGAGGACUUCCCAGCACUUGUCUCCAAGAUCAGACCCCAUAAGCCUCAAGAGAAUACAACAUCAGCUUGGUCCCAAGUAGGAAGUAAAUCUGGCAUGCUCAAUAAGCCUCCUGUGGUUCUACCAACGAAGACAGUGUUGCACAGUGCACCUGUGUUUUCGGCUAGUGAUCCACCACCCUCCUCCACUAUUCCUCAGGUUCAAGCAUUUCACCGCAAGAAAAAGCUGAUCUCUUCACAGUGUGCCAAAGCUACAUCUAAGGUCAAAUCCCCAGUUUCGUCAGAUGAUGAGGACCCUGAAAAUGGCAAAAAGGUUCAGGAGAUUCGUGCCAUCCCCACCAUGUUGGACAUCUCUUCUCUGCUUACGGUGAAGACCGGCUCAUCACAGCCCAGUAACAAAAAUGGCAAGAAGAAGAGACCGCCUUCAGCUACUCCUUCUGGGAAUUCGGCAAAUAACGCGGAAUUGGUUACCACGGCAGCUCACAAAGAAAAUGUACCUGAAACCAAGCCACCUGAUAGUUGUGUCCCUAAAGGCACUGUGGCCCCCAAAUCAAACAUGUUUAUAAAUGGAUAUAAAGAAAAACCUAAGGAAAAUAAGGACAAUAUUACUCCAGAAGAGCCUCCUGCCCCUAAAAAACAGCCCAUUUUAGAAACACCUUCUGUGCCUGAAGAAGAGGAUUUCCCUGCUCUUAUUUCUAAGAAACCUCCACCUGGUUUUAAGAGCUCAUUUUCAAUGAAGAACGUUCAGACAGUACUGCCUCCUCCUCCACCUGGUCUUGUGCCCACGAUCAGCAAACCUCCUCCAGGAUUCACCGGUGUACCGCUCAAUAGUAAUUUAGCAGAACGUGCAGUACCAGUGUUUAACAGACCAACAUCCUCACUUGGAACUUACCACAUGCCUGAAAACUUCAAACAAAGAAACAUGGACCUUAUUCAGUCAAUACAGAACCUCCUUCAGAAUGAUGAAUCAAAGUUCAAUGAAUUCAAAAACUACUCCGGCCAGUUCAGACAGGGUUUAAUUUCUGCUGCCCAGUACCACAAAAGCUGCCACGAGCUGCUGGGUGAAAACUUCAGCAGGGUCUUCAAUGAGUUGCUGGUUUUACUUCCAGACACACAAAAACAACAAGAGCUUCUCACUGCCCAUGCAGACUUUAAAGCCAUGGAGAAACAACAGCCAGGCUCCAAAGGCAAGAAGAACAAAAAAAAAGCCUGGCAAUCGUGUACCUCUACCAACACACUAGACUUGGACUGCCAAGUGUGUCCUACCUGCAAGCAGGUAUUGGCCCCAAAAGACUUCAGUGAUCAUAAAACUCUGCAUAUUGGAGAAGAUGACUUCCCCUCUCUGCAGGCCAUAAGCAAGAUUAUCAGUUAACUGCCAAGAACAGGAGCACUACUCUGACCGAUGGAAAGAUGUUUGAGAUGAGGAUUGCUCAUGUGAAACACAGUGCAGAUGUAGUGUGUCUGGAACAUGGGUGCCCAACUCCAGUAUUGGAGUCUAGUCUGGUUCGAUCACGUUGUCGCACUUGAUAAUUACCAGGUUUAGUUAAGGCAUUCCAGGAAUGGAGUUGGACACCCCUGAGCACGGUGAUUGAAAUAAUAUACUUUUUCUUUGUCGGGGCAAAAAAAAUAAUGAAUACGACUCAACAGGUAAGAUUAAUGUUUUAAGUAAGAGAUAUUUGCUUUUGGAGAAUGUAUUAUUGUAACUGCUGUUUCUAAAUCCCACACCUUCGGAUUUAAGGGUGACCUUUUCAUCGGGUUUGUACACAUGCCGUAGCAUGGUCAUUUUCUAAUUCUAGACUGGACUUUACUUGCCCACAACAUUUAUUUAUUGCCAUUUUCAUUAUAGAAUAAUCUCUCACCUGUUUCUCAAAUCAACCAACAAUAGAGAGGUUAUAUAUACAUAUAUAAAUAUAUUUGAAUGGAGGAAUGAGUAAAAAGUUGAGCAAGUGCCUAACAAAUGAGCAGUCUCUGACAAAGGGCUUUCUUGAGGUCUGUUGAUGGUUGUCAUCAAUCAAAGGAACAAAGCACUUGCAGCAUUUAAUUUUCUGUCAUGCUCCACAGUCAGUCGCACCUCAGUACUUGUUUUCAUGCGUACUUCAGGCAUUCAUUAUUUAUUUGACAUUAUUAUUUAAAGGCAUUAUUAUUUUCAGAGCUUUUAAAAUUAGUCACCUGGGUACAGAAACUUUAAAUUUUUCAUAAUAGCCUCUUUUGUAAUAAUAAAACAUCAGUCUCUUUGAAUUAGCCUACAUGCAAUAAUGCAGUUGAUGCAUAACAGCUGUCCUCUGGAGUAAAAAAAUAAAUAAAAUAAACGCACAUUCAUUUUUA